GUCUGACUGUAGCUGAUAUUGAUGUGUUUGAAAUCAACGAGGCGUUCGCCAGCCAGGCUGUGUAUUGCGUAGAGAAGCUGGGGAUCCCCCUGGAGAAGGUGAACCCUAACGGAGGAGCCAUCGCCCUGGGUCACCCUCUGGGCUGCACCGGGGCCCGCCAGGUUGUCACCCUGCUCAACGAACUCAAACGCAGGGGCAGGAGGGCCUAUGGCGUGGUGUCCAUGUGUAUCGGAACAGGGAUGGGAGCUGCAGCAGUGUUUGAGUACCCUGGACCUUAGAAGGAGCUGAUCAAUAAUAAUAUUGAUGAAGGGCUUACACUGUGAUGCUUCUUACACCUUUGACAGAAUCCGCCGUUGAUUAACUGUUGAGGUGUUCCUGCCCUGACUAUUGAGUACUGACAGUUUGUCAGCUGUGUGAUUCAUCACAGAGUGCAUGUAUUUACAUUCCAUAUAAAUGACGGCACGAGAACUGACUGGUUCAUCAUUCCGUAGAUUACUGUAUGUUAAUUCCUUGCCAAAGUCUGAUAAAUAUUUUAAGUGCCUUGCAUUUCAGGAAAGCAAUGCAUCAUUGUGCUUUGAUACACCGCUGUACAAAUCAAUCUGUAAAUAUGUGAUUUAGUUUGACAUUUUCAAUGUUAGGGGCUGAAAGGGUGAUAUAGAAUAACAUGGGGUAGAAUAGUUAGGAGAUAUGGAAUAACAUGAGGUAGAAUAGUUAGGUGAUAUAGAAUAACAUGGGGUAGAAUAGUUAGUUGAUAU
Messenger RNA from Salvelinus sp. IW2-2015, 755 nucleotides. Lineage: Eukaryota; Metazoa; Chordata; Actinopteri; Salmoniformes; Salmonidae. The record is from RefSeq and is a predicted model, not a curated record.